This is a messenger RNA of Trichomycterus rosablanca, 822 nucleotides long. RefSeq names its product mitochondrial contact site and cristae organizing system subunit 13 (gene micos13). Bases 152 to 487 code for a protein of 111 amino acids. Gene Ontology annotation, cellular component: mitochondrial crista junction; MICOS complex. The record is from RefSeq and is a predicted model, not a curated record. Lineage: Eukaryota; Metazoa; Chordata; Actinopteri; Siluriformes; Trichomycteridae. The transcript is spliced from 4 exons. Gene Ontology annotation, biological process: cristae formation.
CUGCACAGAAGUGGUUAGUUCUGUCCUUGUGAUUAGAGUUAGCCUUAAUGCUAACUAGCUAAAGCGAAUGUAAUAACGCCAGACUGCUGUUUGUUUAUAUACACUUAAAUUAAUUCACACAUUGGGAUAAAUUGUACUGCAGUGUAGCAGCAUGGCAGCUAAGAUGUUGCCUGUACUCAAGCUUGCCACAAAGGUGGGCAUCGCUGGAGGGGCUGUCUAUGUUGCCUACGACUCAGGACUGCUGGGAGGGAGUACUGAAGGAUCUGAGGCUCUGAGCAAAGCUAAAGCAGCCAUCCCUCCAGCAGUGGAUGAAUGGUCCAAAUACUUUGGCAUUAAACUUCCUGAUGUCCCCAAAAUAGAGUUCUCCCCUGUUGAUGCUUGGAACUCAGGAGUGAGGAUGUCCAUUCAUGCUUUAUCAGUUGCUCCAGCUACAGUAUCUGAGUACACCAGCCAAGGCUUGCAGCAAGUAAAAGACCUCAUCAAAUGAACACUUUUCUCAUUACACCAAAACUGCAAAUCCUGUGUGUAGGUUGAAGAUUGAACGGUGCACAUAAAAGCUUCUUCCCAGACUUCAAAAUCAAAAUUUAAAGGAAAGAUUAAAAUCAUAGUUUGUUCAGGCUUUGCCUCUGUGUGUUAUACCUGUUCUAAAGGUAUUUAGCACCGUCUAAAAUAAGUACAACUAGAAGAAUAUGGCUAUAAAGAUGGUAUGUUAUGUUGUUAUUGUAUUUAUCUCCUCUGUACUUUAUCAGGCUGCACAUUUUGGUAUGUAUCUAAUUCCAUGUUGCUUUGUUUAGUGGUAAAUAAAAUGCAAUUUAUUUACAA